AUCCCCACGAGUGCGCCGCACGCUGCCAGCUACCGCCGCCGCGGCUUUUGCAUUGCGUCGUCUCAUCCGACCCAGCGGCUGACAGCUCACCAGGCCCUCGGGUGCGCCCUCGUCGACACGCCUUGCAUGGCUUUGCCAUCCCUCCGCCAGGGAUAUAUAUAUACAUAUAUAUAUAUACCUUGUUCUCGACGCGCUGCUUGCCCAUCUGCCCAUCUUGCCGCCUGGCCCAGUUUUGCGGCAGGAGCCUGUUCCGCCUGGAUGCCGCUUCGAGCCACCCAUCUGCAUCUCUAG
Molecule: messenger RNA, 291 nt
Organism: Bipolaris oryzae ATCC 44560
Lineage: Eukaryota; Fungi; Ascomycota; Dothideomycetes; Pleosporales; Pleosporaceae
Exons: 1
Source: RefSeq, a predicted model, not a curated record